Molecule: messenger RNA, 1770 nt
Organism: Cucurbita pepo subsp. pepo (vegetable marrow)
Lineage: Eukaryota; Viridiplantae; Streptophyta; Magnoliopsida; Cucurbitales; Cucurbitaceae
Product: phosphoethanolamine N-methyltransferase 2
Biological process (GO): phosphatidylcholine biosynthetic process
Molecular function (GO): phosphoethanolamine N-methyltransferase activity
Source: RefSeq, a predicted model, not a curated record
GGGAUAGAAAUGGCCAUCUUCCUCUAUAAAAAGCUGUAUGAAUUGCAAUCCUAAUGUCUUACCAUUUCAACUCGAAGCCAUUACUGAAAUCUCCUUCUCUGCGGUUUGAAUGGCUACUCCGGCUACCAAUGGCGAAGAGCGAUUGAUUCAGAAGAAGUAUUGGAUGGAACAUUCAGCCGGACUUACGUUGGAAGGCAUGCUGCUCGAUUCCAACGCUUCCGAUCUCGAUAAGGAAGAAAGGCCUGAAGUGCUCUCUCUGCUUCCGCCUUACGAAGGAAAAUCGGUGCUGGAACUUGGAGCCGGCAUUGGCCGUUUCACAGGCGAUUUGGCGGAGAAGGCCGGCCAGGUUAUUGCUCUGGACUUCAUCGAGGGCGUGAUCAAGAAGAAUGAAAGCAUUAAUGGACACCAUAAAAACGUCAAGUUCAUGUGCGCUGAUGUAACUUCUCCAGAGCUCAAAGUUUCUGAAAAUUCAGUGGAUUUGAUCUUCUCGAAUUGGCUGCUCAUGUAUUUAUCUGAUAAAGAGGUGAAGAGUCUGGCAGAAAGAAUGGUAAAAUGGUUGAAAGUUGGGGGUUAUAUUUUCUUUAGGGAGUCCUGUUUCCAUCAAUCCGGGGACUGUAAACGAAAAUACAAUCCCACCCACUACCGAGAGCCAAGAUUCUACACGAAGGUGUUCAAGGAAUGCCAUAUGCAAGAUGAUGGUGGAGAUUGCUAUGAGCUCUCCCUCGUUGGCUACAAAUGUAUCGGAGCUUACGCCAGGAACAAGAAGAAUCAGAAUCAGAUCUGCUGGAUAUGGCAGAAGCAGAAGAGUUCCAACGACGAUCGAGGAUUCCAGCGCUUCCUAGACACAGUUCAGUACAAGUGCAGCGGUAUUCUCCGCUACGAGCGCGUCUUCGGACCAGGCUUCGUUAGCACCGGCGGGAUCGAGACGACGAAAGAAUUUGUAGGGAAACUGGACCUUAAACCAGGGCAGAGGGUUCUGGAUGUUGGCUGUGGAAUUGGGGGAGGAGACUUUUACAUGGCGGAGAAUUUCGAUGUCGAGGUCGUCGGAAUAGACCUCUCCAUUAACAUGAUAUCUCUUGCUUUAGAACGUGCCAUUGGACUCAAAUGCGCUGUUGAAUUUGAAGUCGCCGAUUGUACCAAGAAAGUUUACCCAGACAACGCAUUUGAUGUUAUUUACAGCAGAGACACCAUUUUACAUAUUCAAGACAAACCAGCGCUGUUUAGGUCAUUUUACAAAUGGGUGAAGCCUGGGGGAAAGAUUCUGAUAACUGAUUACUGCAAAAGUAGUGGCGCUCCUUCCCCUGCGUUUGCAGAGUACAUCAAGCAGAGAGGAUAUGAUUUGCACGACGUCAAAUCUUACGGCCAGAUGCUUGAGGAAGCUGGUUUCAAGGACGUGGUAGCCGAGGACCGAACCGAUCAGUUCAUGAGUGUUCUUCAAAGGGAACUCGACGCUGUUGAAAAAGAAAAGGAUGCGUUCAUCCAUGAUUUCUCCGAGGAAGAUUACAAUGAUAUUGUUGGAGGGUGGAAGGCAAAGUUGGAGAGGUGUUGGUGUGGAGAGCAGAAAUGGGGAUUGUUCAUUGCUCAUAAAGCUAAAUGAGCAGAGCAGCUGCCUUUAUUAUUGUAAUUACUUUGUUAUUCGGCAACUCUUUGUCUAUUCCUUGAGUGGAUUGGGAUUAAACGUUAAUAAAUGUUUUAUCCACUCAUUUAUUAAGGAAAAUAGUAAUAAAAAUAAUCGAAUAUUGAUGCCGACAUCGUUUUAUGUCAUUUAAA